ACUAACCAGAUAAAAAAUAUUUUAAAUUACCCUCCUGCAUAAUCUCUAACUCUCUUUGUGUUCCUGCAGCAGGUCAGCAUUGUUUCUCUCUGUCUCACUCUCGACAUCUCUGUCUCUCUCUCUCUCUCCUUAUCUUUGGCAGGCUGCUGUAUGCCAUGCACAGGCGCAGCCCGGCUCUGUGGGGAGGCUGAUCUAGUUAUAUAACAGUCGGUGCAGCCGUUGUCUGCUGGAAGAUGAGCAUGCAGGCAUCCCUGUUACAUAAGCCUGUUAGGAUCAUAUUGUCACACUGUGGAGCAUUCACAACGCAGUGUCCUUGCUACUGUGCUUCCCCCCCUCUCUCUCUCCCUCUCUCUGGAAUGAAAACCCAACAAAAGUGUGUUCCAAUGCGGUUCAAAGAGCGUGAACUUUGCGAUCACGGUUAACCCAAUCAAAACAGACCUCUAUGCAUGGCCUAAACCCCCCAACCACUCGGCCGUCACGCACCUCACAGCCACAUGCCCAGUCAGGUGUCCUGUUUGACUCAGCCGAGGACGGCGGCUGUCAUGACGAUGGAGCCAGCAACCGUCUCGUUCUCCACAGGGAGUCUGAACAACAGUGGCAUCCAGUGAUGGGAUCAGGCAGCUGUAGGCUAUGACUCAUCACCUGAAUGCCAGGUGAACUUUACCAGACACCGAAGAGUCUACAGGAGUCCAGCUAAGCCUUCUAAAUACACCGCGUUAAGCCCACAGAGAAGGGGAGAGUCUCACCUUAUCUCUUUACUAAUUUUAGAGCCAACACGACGACCUAUUCAACAGCAAGACACCGUUGCGCAUUACGGUGGGAAAAUGAACAAUACCACACUGGUUUUGUCACGCAAUGUCGCUCCAAUCGACCCCACUGUGACCUUCUUACGCAUUCAAGUUUUUCUCAGUUUCUCAAGCACUGCUCUUCAGCUUCCUUGAGAGUAAUUUGAUUCUUGUAAAAUAAAUCUAAAAAAGCAUAAUAACAGGUUGGAGGCCGAGCAGGCGUGGAGUUUGGUAAGCUAUAUUUAUGCCCAGUAAUUAAACUGUCCUUCGGGUAUCGACCCAGCACUGCAUUUGCAUCUGUUAAACAAACCAUAACUGUUUAUCAUAUGGUAGUCAGGGGGACUGUGUUUAGCUUCAUAAGAGUGUCACGAACACUAGUAUAUUCAGAAACAAACAACACAAUAGAUAGAACUUUUGAGGUUGAGCAUUUCAAGUCUGCGGGAAAUAAUCUGAUUGGAAAUAUAAACCCGAAAGGGAAUGUAUGAAUCAACGGAUUCCCAUGCAGAACUGGUAUAACUUUUGGAAAUUUUUGUGGAAACAAAGAGCAGAAGUGAUCAUUUGCUCCUCAGGUUUGGUUUAUAAUACCAAGGAAUAGCCACACUUUCCUAGGAGUUUAGUAAUGUUUUUACAGAGCAUUAUGAUUUACUUUUCCUCCAUGCCCCUGGGAAAGAGUUAAAUGAAUUAAAGUCCAUGCUGAAGGUUAACCCCACUAAUAGUCCUCGUGUGGGCUAUGCUAUCAUUAGUGCAACUGAGAAGCUUUAGUUCUGCUAAAGAGUACAACUGAGUAAGGGAAUUGUGGGAAUUGUGCUGACAUAAGCAACCCAGUAUGCAUCCCCCAGAUGGGCCUGCUUGUGAAACACUUGCUCUGGAUGUGUUAAGGGAUUCUCACCCUAAUAUUACAUUAAACAUUUUAGUUUGGUUAUGAUGACUGUUACAAAUAUCGGUUUAACUGAUAAUUAUACAUAAUAGGCUAUAAAUGAUAUAAAAAACUAUUACCAAGGACCAAUGUAAAAGGACUAUUUCACCCCCACACUUUUCCCCCAUAUGGUAAAUAAUAACAGAAUUUGGGUGAACUAUAACCUUUAAAAAAACAUGUAAAAGUAGUGGUUGGUUGUAAAAUUAUCUACACACAACAAGUUUUUCAGGGUCCCUUCGAAAUGAAGAAUACCGGGAUAAGGAAUUUUUGGAAUGUUCCAUGACGUCACCUCACAGUCCUGACAGUGAGGAGGGAGCUAAAAAAUUAAGGUACUUCUUCGGCCAAUGGGCGACGCGGGAGGAUACUACCUCAUGAUUAUUAAUCACCCUAGGAUCUGCGAGAGCAUGGGAAGGGGGCGGGGCCCUCGGGGCGUCGCGUGCAGGGUGGUGCGGUGUGAACUGUUUGCGUUGCGCGACACUGUGGCUGUUGUUGUUGCCCUGAUCAGCUGAACGCAUGAUUGCGCUUUCAGUUUGACAAGCAGGAGGGGAAGCCCUGUUGGCUCGCGAGCGUCCAAAUAACGCAGAGAGAGGCGUCAGCAGCAAUUCCGUUUGACAAGCGAUGGGAUGCGGACCACGGCACGCUGCCCUGGAGAGUAAACGGCUAACGUUACAGCAACGCCAACAGCUGUGUCAGGAUGUUGUGAAGUUCUAACAUGUGACAAGCUGAAGACGGGAGACAAAUAGGUCUUGAAUAAUUAUUCACGUGUCAGCAGAGAAAGUGCCUCAAAAGCAUCUUGAGACAUUCUUUGUCAAUCCCCAUUGCCAGGCUUCAGCCCAAAAGACACAUAAUGAUGAAUUUCACCAAGGCUGUUUGUCAACAGGAGAGGAGACAUUUAGCACACAACCAGCACUCCCAUUUAUGGCGGCCGCAUACUGACACUGCUUAAUUAUGCCUUUGUCAGUUAAGACACUAUCCUGUAUCUUACAUUUAAUUAUGGCCUAAUACAAUUAGCCCCCUAAAGCGAGUGUAAAGACUUUUUCCUAUCGGAAGAGGAGUGAUGCAAUGAUGUUUAUCAGAUUGUUGCUCAAAGUAGCAUUCCCAUAGCAUCCUUGAGGCCUCCUCCCCACAUCCUAUGGAGGCAGAGGAAAAGCAAUCGACCGAUGUGGAGCGGUCUGGUGGGCAACAGCAGCCAUUGUCAGAGUCUCUGUUAGCAGCACAGCUGCCUCAUUUACAGCAACAAGCUACCUCGCAAUCUGUCCAUGGAUCACAUGGCCGCCUUCAACACAGGCAGCCAAAACGCUUUGAAAUGCUCCAAAGGCAGAAGAAGCAGCAUCAGUCACAGGCGAGUGGGUUAUCUUGGCAGCUUUCAGAAGUACCUGGUCCUUCACAAAGCAGCUGUACUGCCCUGGAAGAACCAUCUCCCAAUAUUCAUAAUGUUCAUCAAACUCAAUCUCUGCCUAGUGUUGAAGUACAGCAAGGCACCCCAUGUAGACGAGAACGCAAACCCCAAAAACCAGGGAAAUAUGUGUGCACAUACUGCGGCCGUCCUUGUGCAAAGCCUAGCGUCCUCCAAAAACACAUCCGAUCCCACACAGGGGAGAGACCCUAUCCAUGUGUUCCUUGUGGCUUCUCCUUCAAAACCAAAAGCAACCUGUAUAAACACCGCAAAUCUCAUGCACAUCGAAUAAAAGCAGGCAUGGCCUCGAGUCGUGAAGAGACCAGUUUCAUUGAGCCAGAAGGUGGAGCAUUGGGAGAUGAUCAAGAAGAGGGUACAGAAGGAGAGAGUACAGGUUCUGAGGAUGAGACAGGGAAACACCAACCAUCUACCUCACAUGGUAGGCCAACUCUGAAAAAAAGUUGCAAAGUGGAAUUGUCAUUCGUAGAAGAGGGACCCCAAACUGAGGAUUCACAGGCAGUCAAGCAAAGGCUAGCAAUGAGGCUAAGCGAGAGGAAGCGAGCUCCCAGAACAUCUUCAGAUGAAACCCAAUCCUCACUGGGUCCUGGUAGUAAGGGGAGCACAGAAUCUGGCUAUUUUUCCAGUUCUGGGAGUGCUGAACUUUCCCAAGUGAGCCCGCCAAAUGCCAGUGCUAAAACAUAUGCUGAGAUCAUUUUAGGAAAGUAUGGGCGACUUGGACAACAACAAAGAAUUCCUCAUCAACAACUGCAAUUAUCGUCAUCUUCAGGUCAACAGGAAAAAUCAAUCCCUUUCCCUGUUCCUAAGACACAAGUCAUUGAGCAUAUAACCAAGCUAAUCACUAUAAAUGAAGCUGUGGUGGAUACAAGUGAAAUUGAUAGUGUCAAACCAAGACGUUCUUCGCUCUCUAGAAGAAGUAGCAUCGAGUCAGUCAAGUUCUCUUCACUCAAAGAACCCUGUGUUAAAGCGGAUGCCCCAGGCUCUUGUGGUUCUGCCGUUCAACUUAUUCCUGGUAGUUUUGCUGGUGAAUUACCUAGCUCAUACUUGGCUCAAACAGAAACUUUGGCUGGUCAGAGCUCCAGUGCUCUUCUCUAUAGGAGUCAAUCAAUGCCAUCUUCGGGUAAUACUUCAGAUGAACCUACACACAACUUUCAUCUCAGUCAUUCUUUUGAUGAUCAGCAGGCCAUAGCAGCUGAAAUGAGGAUUGGGUCACAUCAACGAAUGUUACGACGCCAACCUGCCAUUGAGGUGGCAGUUGGGGUGGACCUCAUUAUAGACAAUGCAGAUCCUUCUUCUAGUUUGAAAGAAACCGAAUCAGGAAAACAGCAAGAGUCUGAUGCUCACUUGAAGAAGCAUGACUCUUACGCAGAACACAGAUUAGCGUUUAUGAGUAAAUCUGCACACGGCCUGUGUAAGGAAGGUAGUUCUUUUAUUGAGAAUCAGCCACAGGUUAUGAGCUACAAGUUCAAAGCCAUGGCCAUGGCUGUGCGCAAGAGGAAAAAAAAAGAGGAAAGUCUUGAGGAAGACCCUCCCAGUCCAGGUCCAACAGCUGUGUCCUUCAGUUCCCAGCCUCCAUUGAUGCUUGACAGUAUUGAUAAUCAGGGUGCACCUUGUGGUCUUUCACAGAGUGAACUAGAACGGAGAAGUCAAUGGAAAGAAAUUUCUGUUAUCCAGCAUACCAGAUCCUUUGAAAAACAGGAAAGCAUCUCAAUGGCAAAUCAGGAAGCAGAGCCAGAGCAUGAACCAUCACAGGAGCCAAAACCAACCUCCACAUCACGGUUAAUCCGUCAACCCAACAUUCAAGUGCCAGAAAUUCUGGUUACAGAGGAGCCAGAUACAGAGACAGUCUCUCAUCCAGUGAACACGUACAUCUUAAAAGAACCAGAGAAGGUGGAGGAAUUCCAGUGGCCUCAGCGUAGCCAAAGUCUGUCUCAGCUCCCUGCAGAGAAGCUACCGCCAAAGAAGAAGCGCCUCCGUUUGGCUGAGGCAACUCAAUCAUCAGGAGAAUCUAGCUUUGAGUCAGUAUCCUUGCCACAUAGCCCAAGCCAAGAGAGCAAUGUUGCUCAUUCCUCCAGUCGAUCUGCAUCCUUUGAGGAAUCAGGAAGGCCAGACUCUGAGAUGCAAAGUGGUACCUGGAGCUCCCAAGGGUCUCACAUGCUGACCGUUCCAUCAAGUCUCCACCAGCACCAUCAUUCUCACAGAGAGAUGCGCCGUUCAACAUCUGAACAAGCAUCUGCAAGUCCACCAAACCCUGCACACGUUGAAGAAACAAGAAGUAAGUCAUUUGAUUAUGGCUUCCUUUCUCUAGAGCGUACUUCUGCUACUUGGAAGGAGAGAAGGAAAUGUCUCUUGGUGAAGCACGGAACCCUUGGUGAGCCUGACCAGGAGGAGCCAUCUACUAAACCUGGUGUCUCAGCUGUUUGCCAGUCCUACCCAAUCCAUCCUCCAUUCACAAUCACAGAGCAUAGAAUGGAAGGCAGGACCUCUAGGUUUAGUUCGGAGCAUAUUGGGAAGACCUUGCAGCUCUUUCAAUCUCCUCUUACCCUCCCACCAGCCGUAUUCCCCCUACAAGCAAACCCUAAUUUUUGUUCCCCAAGUAGGCUCACAAGAUUCCUCCCAGUAACUACAGCAAUUUCUGCAGUUGUUUCCAACCAGAUGUUUCAACAAGCUUUCCUUCACAGUGAGGAACCUUUGCUACAUCCAAGACCCAUAGAGUACGUAGAACAUCUUGGACUACCCCUUCAGCCACUCACCACUUUUUUCCCACUACAAUCAAGUGAUGUUGCUCAGGAUGUUUGCUUUCCCAUGCCAGGUGAUCUGACUAUUCAGGUCCCUUCAGGGCCUCUUUUCAGGGAGUCUAGGUCAUCACCUUCCUCCUUGCAUAGCCCCGGUCAUUCACAACAGCAGCUAGCCAUUCGUCACUGUCCCCAUCCUGUGAUUGCUCCUUGCCUUCAACAGCUUUUGCCAGUGGUCUCUCUUGUUGUGCCUGUGCGCUUACAGACUCAGAUUCCCACCUAUGCUAGUGCCAUGUAUACAACCAUCUCACAAAUUUUAGCCACAACGCAACAUCCAGUCUGCUGCACGGCUAUGGUCGUCAUGGGUAAGCUAGAGGAAGACAAGCUUCAGAGAUCUUACCUUAGGCUGCCGUCACCUAUCGCCAAAAAUUAUAUACCCUUGCCGCUGCCUCCUGAGCAUGGAGCAGGAACUUCAUCUGAUGACUGCUCUGGGCAGCUCAUUGCUGGAGGAAGUAAGCGAAUGCUGUCACCUGCAGGUAGUCUAGAACUCAGUUUAGAGGCACAGCGGCACCAAAAACGGGUGAAAGAGGAGGAGGAGAAAGAAGAGGAUGACAAUGAAGAUGGUUAUAACAAAUGUGACAAGAAAUCUCAGGAGGUGUCAGGAAAAUAUAAGCAGAGGCUAACUAUGGAAACAGCAGGGAGCGACAACGAUCCAAGAGAAGUAAUAGAAACUGAAAAGUUUAGCAAGCAGGACAUAACCCAACAGAAAACUGAAAACAUCGAGGAGGGAAGGAAAGAGGCAGGACACCGGUACACUCCAAGAGUGACAAGUCCUGAAAGAUCUGUGGAACCCUCUUACCCCAGUUUGCAUACAACUACAUCCGUCAGCUGGUGCUACCUGAAUUACACAAAGCCCACCCCAUCUACACAUAGAAAUUCAACUUCUGUCUAUUCCUCAUGGAGUGUAAGCAUGCAUAACCCUAAUAUACCUGGCUUGUCCACCAAAAUAUUACUUUCUCUGCUGCGCUCCAAACAGAAGCAUAGUGCUGAGACAUACACUAUGGCUACAGCUCCAACACCAGUGGCUGACAAGCUGGUUCCUACUGACAGCAAAAUAACCAAUGUGUCAGAGGUAUGUGCCUCUCCACCCAACACGCCCGCCAAAGUAAAAGAGGAACCACCAAAUGAAAGAGGGGAAAAGGAUAAGAAGAGUGCUGAUGACGUGCCCGCUGCCUCGACACAAAGUGAGGCAGCUCGAAAUCGUAUUUGCAUUUUUGAAGGCGGGUACAAGUCAAAUGAGGAGUAUGUGUAUGUUCGUGGGAGGGGAAGAGGGAAAUACGUGUGUGGGGAAUGUGGGAUUCGCUGCAAGAAGCCCAGCAUGCUAAAAAAGCACAUUCGCACUCAUACAGAUGUCCGUCCCUACGUCUGUAAGCACUGCAACUUUGCCUUUAAAACCAAAGGGAACCUUACCAAACACAUGAAGUCCAAGGCCCACGGUAAGAAAUGCCUGGAGAUGGGUGUGUCCGAAUCAUCUGUGGAUGAGCUGGAGACUGAGGAAGCAGGUGGCAGUGAGGAGCAAGUGUGUGAUUCAGAAGACCAAGAGGGGCACCAGUUCUCUGAUGUUGAAGAUUCUGAAGCAGAAGAUGAUGAAGAUGAAGAGGAGGAGUUCUCUUCCCACGAUGAACCAUCUUCAGCCUGUUCCACUGAUACUCGUCAAUCCAUAGGUGACCUCUCUGAAAGUGGCCAAGGCUCACAGACUGAGCCCUCUGACCCUAAAGCAAAAGAGGAAUACUCUUCACCCCACAGGCCUUUCCCUGGCAUGCGAGCUGCGUCUCCAGGCAGCAAGAGGGCGUUGUUUUCUCGCAAGGGCUGGGAGGUUUCCCCGAGGACCUUUUCCCCUAGCAGUGAGGGCUCUCCUCUUAGAAGCCUGUCUCCCAGGCUUGAACUGUCCUCGCCUAGCCGUCAUCCCUCUCCCUCCCCAGAGAGAGGCCCGUCACCCAUCAGAGCCCUCUCCCCUCUCAGGCCCCUCUCACCUCUGCGGCCAGUAUCCCCUGCGCGGUACAGGAGUGCCAGAGCUCUAUGCUCUCUUACGCCUCUAAAGCCCCAGCAUCGACCGCACAGCUCACCCGCUGGGCUCCUUUGGGAGCCUGGCUCACCGGCUACUGAGGGUCUAAAGGACAAGCCUGCUACUCAACCAACUCCACAGGAGUGUACGGCCCCAGAUCCCAUCCUGCUCUACCCAUCCCUACGCUUCUCUCCAAGCGACCCUUUCCCUCCCCCUCCUUUGACGCCACGGACAGUGGAUCGCAUGUUUAGUCACCUUCCUUUACACUCCCAAGAUCAAGCCCGCAUGCCCUAUCACAUGAUUCCCAUUGGGGGCAUCCAAAUGGUGCAGCUUAGACCCCAAUCACGCCCUAAACUGGAACGACAGUCAUCCUCCACCCCUUCGCCCACCUCUCCCAAAGAGGACUCCCCUUUUUCUCUCGCCAGGAGGGAUUAUCCAUGGAUCUCGCUUCCAGAAACCAGUCCUCAGAGAACUCUGGCGAACUGCAGGACAAAAAGCCAAGAUGAGGGUGCCAAUCGGUCUGACCUGUCUUGUCCCGGUACAAGCUCGACGUUUCCCAAACUCCCCCCUUCGCAGCAAGGUACAGGGGAGCAACUGACCACUAAGGUCAGAAAGCAAUAUGGCGACUUGAGCUCCGCCACAAAGACUCACAGCUUCGGUCCCGAAACAUCCAUAAAAGUUGCGGCACACAGCGAUGAAGGAGCCGAGAGGAUCUCGCUGGGGGAAGGGGCGAGUUCCUCGCGUGAAACCACCAGACAGCUGCGCGAGACAGAAAAGCCUAUAGCGGCGCCACUCAGGGGACGUGGCUCUUUUUCAGAAGGAUGUUCAGGAUCCGCCAGUGCUCAUCCGAGCCAGGAAGGUGAUCCAGAUAGCACUUAAAAGCAUCUGUGCACAAUGGUGAAAUGCUUUCUACCGCUAAUACUACUAUUGUUUUGUUUUGUAAUGCGCUUAUUUUUUAUAUACAACAUUUUCAAUACUAUUGGUAACUUGGUAAAUGUUUGUUCUGCAAUAUUCAAGAUUGUAAUAUGAUGCACUUUUUUUUCUUGGAAAAAAUAUUUCUGUAAAUCGAUUACGUCUGUCCUUCCUGUAUCUUAAUUGACAUUGCAAUCUUAAUAUAUCUAUUUGAAUAUGUAUAUGUAAAAAACAAAACAAAAAACAAAACAAAAAAACUUGUACUUGUAAAACAUUAAGUAUGGAUAUGAAUAGAUUUCUAAGUGACCAAGAUGAAAACUUAAAUCGAGAGUAAUUCCAAUAUUUCGUGUCCAGUAUUGCGCAAAUUCUAGUGAUGUGUGCCUUUUUCUGUCCAGAUUUACUGCUUGAAGUGUCAAAAAUGAAAGGCUGUGAAUUCUUUUUAUGAAUCUAGAUUUUUGUUUUUUUAUUUCAAACGAUCUGGUAUUUGAAGAAGCGGGAAGAUUUUCUUUGUAUGUGAGGGUAAACGAGACAAGAGACGAAGGUUUCGGUGAAGAGCCUUGCAGGGAAAUUGCACUGAAGUCAUAUUUUUUAUAAUACAAGUGAUUAAUUGAUUAGAUAUAUUGUCUCUGUACAGAUAGAAAGUCUAUGGUCCAUAUUUAUUGCCAUGUGAAACUGAAAAUACCUAUGUUUUGUUUACUUUAGUUUACAAAGGGAUUUCUAUUGUCAUUUUUAUUAUUCUUUACACUUUUUUUUAUAUAGUUACUUUUUUUAAGUUAUGACCUUAAGACUUGAAAUUAAUAAACUGGACAGGCUUUCAGUGAAGUCGGUCAAUAGCCGAGGUUCAGGAUGGACCAAAUGCCCUCCAAAUUUGUCACAGAGAUUUUGCAUUUCUGAACCAAUAAAGGUACACCAGGAAUUAUUAAA
Molecule: messenger RNA, 9751 nt
Organism: Pimephales promelas (fathead minnow)
Lineage: Eukaryota; Metazoa; Chordata; Actinopteri; Cypriniformes; Leuciscidae
Gene: hivep3b
Product: HIVEP zinc finger 3b
Biological process (GO): regulation of transcription by RNA polymerase II
Cellular component (GO): nucleus
Molecular function (GO): RNA polymerase II cis-regulatory region sequence-specific DNA binding; DNA-binding transcription factor activity, RNA polymerase II-specific
Source: RefSeq, a predicted model, not a curated record